Molecule: messenger RNA, 1855 nt
Organism: Suillus clintonianus
Lineage: Eukaryota; Fungi; Basidiomycota; Agaricomycetes; Boletales; Suillaceae
Exons: 5
Coding region: 59-1390 (443 amino acids)
Source: RefSeq, a predicted model, not a curated record
AGUAUUCAUUCAUCAAUAUCGAUGCAGCACAGCAAGAAAGAACGUGUUUUGAACCAGCAUGGAGUAUGCGAGUAAGGAUCUCACCAUCCGCAAGCUCAGGCGAACAACAGAUUUCGCAAAUCUCACUUUCCGCAUAGGUGGCUAUUACGAACAAGAUGAAGGGCGCUUCUAUCAUCUGUGGAAGAAUGGUGAAGUCCUGUCUAUUCAAGCAGAACCAUACCGUCGUCCUGGCAUCGACUAUUCUGAACCAUCAUGCGGCCGGUCGAACUUUUCAUCCGACAACGAGGCCUUUUAUUACCUGCAAGAAGUGCUACAGACGAUGCUCGACAAUCUACAAUUCGGUACAGAGAACAAUUGGGCACAUCUUGUGAGGCAAAAGGACAAUACCUACAGUCUGAUCUACACUAGAAAGGAGUUUGUACGUUUGAAAUGCCCGGUUUGGACGAAGAAGGUAAACUUGGAUGAUAUAGAAGUGACUCGCAUCGUGCACUGUGCGUUAUGGGAAGGAAUUUACGAAGGAACGGAAGUUGAUCUCUUCAUGGGCGUAGACCCGCACUGGUCACAGUUUGUGGCUGCGGAGAGUCUUGGGCAUAAGCUCAUGAACGAGGCUGGCGUCAGCCAUUACACCUUCAAGCUACUUGCCCACGUCUACAAAAGCGGAAUGAUCAUCGGUGUCAUGAGUGAGCCUAUCAUCGGACGCCGAGUGUGUCCUACCGACCGUGCUGCUGUUUUCGCAGCAGUAGCUGAUAUCCAGAAACACGGAAUUUUGUUGGGAUCUCUUGUCCCUCACGAUAUUCUCAUCACUGAAGAAGGCGUUCGCUUCCUAAAUAUCUCCGCUGUUCGCUUUCACAAGGAUCACGACAAACUAGCAGCCGAGGCCGAGACAAGUCACUGGGGUGACCUGGCGAAGACCUUUGGAUCAGGAAUGAUAACGCCCUACGUCCCACUUGGCUCUAGAGGCCGUGACUCCUUAUCAUACGUGAUACCUCGUCUGCCUUCCCCUGGGCGUCCAGUUUUCAGCACUCCCGAACAAGCCAUGAUGCGGUUUGUUUGGUCGGUGGUAACAUCACCAAGAGAGUACGCUCGUUCAGACGUUCGGCCACUGCUCAAGUUCAGAGAUAAGCAGCAGCAGCGGAAAGGGAAACUCGCCAUUGCCGACGAUCCGAAACACGGAAAUCGUUUCAAAAAUCGCAAAGUCCUCAUCGCACCUCUUGAUUAUUCGGAGGACCGCUUUGAAGAACUUGACCAGAUCGUCCCUGCCCGCUUUGAAGAAUUUGACGAGAUCGCCCCUGCUGAUGACGCACCCUACAACCCAAAGUGCCAUUCUUCAUCACGCACCCCGUAUAAGCGCCCAAACAAGAAACUGCUUCUCCCGAGGGAUGAUGAGUGAUCUAUGGGCUGUGACUCGCAGAACUUAUGUCGGCGGAUCAGUUCACGCUCCAUCUGGGAGGGUCCAGGUCCACGCAUCACAUUCACCGUGAUAUUUGAUCUCAAGGAAAUUCUUUAAUCCGUUCGUGCUUUUCUGCUUUCUAAGCGGCUCUGGAAUUUUUUGUUUGUUGUCGAUAGCGUUGCCAUGUUUUUUGUUUGUUUUCAUACUGUUACAUUGCGCAGUGCCGUAUAAUGAAGGGUUAAUCAAACCGCUACUCGUGCCAAUGAUCUGGGGUGGCGGGCACGAGGAGCUAAUAUUGAUAUUGUUUUCGCGAUGCCUUUUUUUCUAAAAAAACAUAUAGUGUACCUAUAGUUGUCCCUAUCUUAAAACACAACUCUACCAGGAAAUGCCCAAGUGGCUGUUCUAUUGUUCCAUGACACUUUCUACACAGGGGCCUAGCUCGGAAUGAACAGUCAUUUUCAGAAC